UCUUUUGAAGGUAGAGAGUAACUCUAAAAAAUGGCGAAUAACAACACAAAAGUAUCGAAAGAAAGCUCCAAGAAAGAAAAAGACAAAGAUGGAGUAAAAGUAAUUAAAACUCCUGUCGACUUACAAAGGCUCAAAUUAGAAAAGUUGAUGAGUAAUCCUACCAAAGAAGUUGUCAUACCUGAAAAGUCCAAAGAAAAAGCACUGAGGGCUCCUUUGGAAUUCAUCAGAAAUAUUUGGGGAUCCAGUGCUGGAGCUGGCAGUGGGGACUUUCAUGUCUACCGAGGUGUCCGAAGGAGGGAAUAUGCUCGUCAAAAAUUUAUCAAAGAAAUGGCUGAUAAGGAAGAAGCUGAUUUAGCUUACAAGAAAAGUUUGGAGCAGCAUAAACUUGAAGCUGAACAGAGGACAUCUAAGAAGAGAGCAAAAAGAUUAAAAAAGAAAGAGAAACUCAAAGCCAAGAAAAUGAAAAAGAAAACUGGUUCAGAUUCCAAAACAAAGUCUGAGAGUGACAAUGACAGUGACGCUUCUGAAAGUGGUGGUGAUAGUGAAGAAGACCAAUCAGUCAGUGAGGACAACAGCAAUCAUGCUACAGCCCUAUCCAAUCAUGCUACAUCCAAUCCUGAUAAUGAUGCUCAGUCCAACCAAGAUGAUGAAAGAACUCAUAAUGAAACACAAUCAAGUCACAAAGGUGAAUCUAACAGAGAUUAUACACACCAGAACAGCCCACAGUGCAAUGUUGAAAGUGAGGACAAUGCAACAACUUAAUUCUCAACUUUACAUAUUUAUUGAAAAAACUAAAAUUAUUGGUAAAUUCUAUUGUAAAAAUGAAGCCAUCAGGACAUCAAGAACUUGACAGUUCUUUUCUGAAGUUAACAAGAUAUUUUUGUUAAAGAAUAUGUUUAGACAUUUUGAUCUGCUGUUUUUUUUUUUUAGAACAAAUGUUCUGUCAAUUUAGUUCAUUAAAUGUUAUGUCAAGUUAGUUCAUUAUUGAACUUUUACUUUCAGAUGAGAUGAGAAAAAAUAUGAAAGUAAGAAAAUGAAAUUGUUUAAAAAAUAAUAAUGAGCAUGUGGGCAUAAAAAAUGUUUCUGAACUGAGGCCAUUUAAUCAACAUUUUUGGUUAGAAAGCCAAAAGAUGGCUAACUGUUGGCACAGUUAUCAUUUCAUAGGUCAUGAAAUUCAUAAUUUUAAUUAAUCUCUAUAUAAAUACAUUUGUCAUUUGUUGUCAUUUUUAUGUUAAUACAUUAAUUGUUGGCUGUAAAUAAAGAUUAUUUCCAUG
Molecule: messenger RNA, 1274 nt
Organism: Biomphalaria glabrata
Lineage: Eukaryota; Metazoa; Mollusca; Gastropoda; Planorbidae
Product: PRKR-interacting protein 1 homolog
Exons: 6
Coding region: 31-762 (243 amino acids)
Biological process (GO): negative regulation of protein kinase activity
Cellular component (GO): nucleolus
Molecular function (GO): double-stranded RNA binding; protein kinase binding; protein kinase inhibitor activity
Source: RefSeq, a predicted model, not a curated record